Messenger RNA from Striga asiatica, 1947 nucleotides. The record is from the annotation of a GenBank genome assembly. Lineage: Eukaryota; Viridiplantae; Streptophyta; Magnoliopsida; Lamiales; Orobanchaceae.
AUGGCGCCGAAAGAAGGUCCGGCCAUAGGAAUCGAUCUCGGGACCACGUACUCGUGCGUCGGGGUAUGGCAGCACGACCGCGUGGAGAUCAUCGCCAAUGACCAGGGCAACCGGACGACGCCGUCCUACGUGGCGUUCACCGACUCGGAGAGGCUCAUUGGCGACGCGGCGAAGAAUCAGGUCGCCAUGAACCCGACCAACACCGUUUUUGAUGCUAAGAGGUUGAUCGGCAGGCGAUUCACAGAUGCGUCAGUACAGGGCGACAUGAAGCUCUGGCCGUUCAAGGUCAUCUCUGGCCCCGGUGACAAACCCAUGAUCGUCGUCAAUUACAAGGGGGAAGACAAGCAGUUUGCAGCUGAAGAGAUCUCAUCAAUGGUUUUAAUUAAGAUGCGCGAGAUAGCCGAAGCUUACCUCGGGUCCACAAUCAAGAAUGCUGUGGUCACUGUUCCUGCCUAUUUCAACGACUCCCAGCGCCAGGCCACAAAAGAUGCUGGUGUUAUUGCUGGCCUCAACGUCAUGCGAAUCAUCAACGAGCCCACAGCUGCUGCAAUUGCCUAUGGCCUCGACAAGAAGGCCACAAGCGUAGGCGAAAAGAAUGUCCUAAUCUUCGAUCUUGGUGGCGGCACAUUCGAUGUCUCGCUGUUGACAAUUGAAGAGGGCAUUUUUGAGGUCAAGGCGACAGCUGGCGAUACCCAUCUCGGAGGUGAAGACUUCGAUAACCGUAUGGUGAACCAUUUCGUUCAGGAAUUCAAGAGGAAGCACAAGAAGGAUAUUUCCGGAAACCCAAGGGCAUUGAGGAGGCUUAGAACGGCUUGUGAGCGUGCAAAGAGGACCCUUUCCUCCACUGCACAAACCACCAUCGAGAUCGACUCUUUGUACGAAGGUGUCGACUUUUACUCAACCAUCACCCGAGCACGAUUCGAGGAGCUCAACAUGGAUCUCUUCCGAAAGUGCAUGGAGCCCGUCGAGAAGUGCUUGAGGGAUGCCAAGAUGGAUAAAAGCUCGGUCCACGAUGUUGUCCUCGUUGGCGGGUCGACCCGUAUCCCGAAAGUCCAGCAGCUUCUCCAAGACUUCUUCAACGGGAAAGAGCUCUGCAAAAGCAUCAAUCCCGACGAAGCUGUUGCUUACGGUGCUGCCGUUCAGGCAGCCAUUCUAAGUGGCGAGGGCAAUCAGAAGGUCCAAGAUCUCCUUCUUCUCGAUGUGACCCCACUUUCUCUCGGCCUCGAGACAGCUGGCGGUGUCAUGACUGUGCUUAUUCCGAGGAACACCACAAUCCCGACUAAGAAAGAACAGGUUUUCUCGACUUACUCGGAUAACCAGCCAGGUGUGCUAAUCCAGGUGUACGAAGGCGAACGAACGAGAACCCGAGACAACAACUUGCUUGGAAAAUUUGAACUCUCGGGUAUCCCGCCUGCUCCUAGAGGAGUCCCGCAGAUCACAGUCUGCUUUGAUAUCGAUGCUAAUGGUAUUCUCAAUGUCUCGGCUGAGGAUAAAACGACUGGACAGAAGAACAAGAUCACGAUCACGAACGAUAAGGGGCGUUUGUCGAAGGAGGAAAUUGAGAAGAUGGUUCAGGAGGCCGAGAAGUACAAAUCGGAAGAUGAAGAGCAUAAGAAGAAGGUUGAAGCUAAGAAUGCUCUUGAAAACUAUGCUUACAACAUGAGGAAUACGAUCAAGGAUGAGAAGAUUGCUUCUAAGCUGCCGGAGGCUGAUAAGAAGAAGAUUGAGGAUGCAAUCGAGACUGCUAUUCAGUGGCUGGAUGGGAACCAGCUGGCAGAGGCUGAUGAGUUUGAGGACAAGAUGAAGGAGCUGGAGAGCAUUUGUAACCCGAUUAUUGCUAAGAUGUACCAGGGAGCGGGAGGUGAUGCCUCGCCCAUGGAUGACGAAGGCCCGGCUGGGCCCACCGGAGGAAGCAGUGCUGGGCCCAAGAUUGAGGAGGUGGACUAA